AUGCACAAUGUUCUUGGAAUACAUGUAAGCAUCGCUAACGGAUUAGUAAACAAUAAGAACUUAACUGUUCAUUGCAAAUCUGGCGAUGAUAAUCUUGGAGUUCAUGUUCUUCCUUUUUCAAAGAAUUUUGGUUGGGAUUUUAAAAGAAACAUAUUUGGCACAACACAAUUCUAUUGUUCCUUUGAGUGGACAGGAGAAUUUCAUUGGUUUGACAUAUACAUAAGCCGAAGAGAUAGAUGUCAAGUUUGCAAUUGGGUUGUAAGCGAAAAAGGACCAAUUACGCAAGUGGGAAGUGGUCUUGUUCAGUAUCCAUGGAAUAAGUAA
Molecule: messenger RNA, 324 nt
Organism: Cicer arietinum (chickpea)
Lineage: Eukaryota; Viridiplantae; Streptophyta; Magnoliopsida; Fabales; Fabaceae
Source: RefSeq, a predicted model, not a curated record